AUGGCUCUCUCUAAAUCGACGAGGAUAUGCAUCCUCUUGGCAAUUGAUUCCGUCUUCUUCCUAAUCGAACUCAUCACGGGCUAUGCCGUUCACUCCCUCGCCCUUGUGGCCGACUCGUUCCACAUGCUUAACGAUGUCAUCUCCCUUCUCGUUGGUCUCUGGGCCGUCAAGGUGGCCAACCAAAAGACGACUUCCAAGAUGUACACCUACGGCUGGCAACGCGCCGAAACGCUAGGAGCUCUGGUCAACGGAGUCUUCCUGGUCGCCCUUUGCCUUUCCAUCUUCCUCGAAGCCAUUCAACGUUUCGUCGAGCCGCAAGAAGUCAGCAACCCCAAGUUUGUGCUGAUUGUAGGAUGUCUCGGUCUCGCCUCCAAUAUUGUCGGUCUCUUCCUCUUCCACGACCACGGCCACGGUGGCCAUAGCCACGGCGGUCACUCCCACGGCCACUCCCAUGGAUCCACCGAUGCCAUCAGCCAUGCCGAAGAAGGUCGCGCUCAGGACGAGGAUGCAGAUGUCGCCGAUGAGUCUGGAAAUGUCGCCGAUGUGCUGCCUCAGAGCAGAGUUGCAAACUGGCCCAAGUCCAAGAAAGCCUCAGCGGGCGCGCCUGGAGCCAGCGACGACGUCGAAGUCCCACAAUCUAGCCACCGCCGUCAAAAGUCCAAACACAGCAGCCGUUCUCGUUCCAGAGCUUACUCGGUCGAGGACGUGCCAGUCAACCCCUCGUCCUUCCGCCGUUCCAUCAUCGAAACCAGCAGGCUUCAGGACAUCGAAUCUGGUGAAAACACAGAGGAGUCAGCCGCCGAAGACGACAACGCAGACGAGACACCGCAGCAGCCGCUCAUCACUAAGGGUACAUCCAACGGCUACGGUAGCAUCCAGCAGUCGAAGCCAAUCGAUCACAAGCAGCACAAGCACAGGCAACCCAAGCAGUCGUCUGCUGGCGGCGGUCAUGGCCAUUCUCACGAUGAUCUCAACAUGCGCGGCGUCUUCCUCCAUGUCAUGGGCGAUGCUCUAGGAAACAUUGGUGUCAUUGCUUCUGCUCUAUUCAUCUGGCUUACCGACUACUCCUGGCGCUUCUACACUGACCCGGGCAUCUCACUCAUCAUCACCUGCAUCAUCCUCGCCUCUGCCAUCCCUCUUUGCCUUGCCGCAUCUCGCAUCUUGCUUCAAGCCGUUCCUGCUGGCUUGAGCGUUGACGACAUCAAGGAAGACAUUGAGGAACUACCUGGUAUUGUUAGUGCCCAUCACCUUCACGUGUGGCAGUUGAGCGACACCAAGCUUGUUGCAAGUUUGCAUGUUCAGGUCGAUUUUGACUUUAAGGGUGAGGGCUCGGCGAGAUACAUGGAACUCGCUCGCGCCAUUCGCGACUGUCUCCACGAGUAUGGUAUCCAUUCUUCCACCAUCCAGCCCGAGUUCUGCUUGGACCCUGAGCACGACCAUUCUGCACCCCUUGCCGACGGAACCCACUUUGCUGGCACAGAUGGCGCCUCCUCUCGUAAGACUUUGGACAGACAAGCCAGCAACGCGAAUAGUCUUCGUGCUGCCGCAGAUGCGUGCCUGCUAGACUGCGAUGAUGCCUGCAAUGGCAAGAGCUGCUGUGCACCUGCCUCUGCUGAGCCAUCGCAGGAGGAUGCUCACGAUCAUGAUCAUGAUCACGAUCACGACCAUGAUCAUGGUCACAGCCAUUAG
This is a messenger RNA of Aureobasidium subglaciale EXF-2481, 1689 nucleotides long. RefSeq lists its product as uncharacterized. The transcript has 4 exons. Gene Ontology annotation, biological process: intracellular zinc ion homeostasis; zinc ion transmembrane transport. Lineage: Eukaryota; Fungi; Ascomycota; Dothideomycetes; Dothideales; Saccotheciaceae. The record is from RefSeq and is a predicted model, not a curated record. Gene Ontology annotation, molecular function: zinc ion transmembrane transporter activity. Gene Ontology annotation, cellular component: membrane. Bases 1 to 1689 code for a protein of 562 amino acids.